UGAGCGAGUAGACCUAGUCACCGCCCAAGCUGCACGCGCCGCACACGUUGACUGGCAGCAGUCGCAAGCGUGGGCGGGGUGUGCAGCGAGCGAUAUCUUUACGAUCGGCGCGCGGCUAGUCGGACUCGUCUAUAAGAUCGACCGCCGCGGUGUCCCUCCUGUCCUACAUCUUCCUGGCCUCCGCCUGAUCCUUUCUUGCUCGCUGUAUCGAUAACGCUCUUCAGUGCUUCAUCUCACCAUCUCGCUCAAGUCUCCACCCCAACUUCCGCUGCGCCUCCACACUUUGAACACCGAAGCCGGACACUGAAGCGCUAUGGUCGUCCAGAACUCGCCGUCCUCCCAGGCGACGCCCGCCUCGCUACCGCCGUCGGUAUUCACGCUGCCGCAGACGGCGCAGCUGGAGGCGCUGUACACGAUCAUCAGGGAUAAGGAGACCAGCAGGGGCGACUUCCUGUUCUACUCUGACCGCAUCAUCAGGCUCCUCGUCGAAGAGGGGCUCAACCACCUUCCUGUGGUGCCCAAGACGGUCGUCACCCCGACGGGCGCGACGUAUGAGGGCGUCGGCUUCGAGGGCAAGAUUUGCGGAGUGUCGAUUCUGCGAGCGGGAGAGGCGAUGGAGGCGGGGCUGAGGGAGGUGUGCAGGAGCGUCCGGAUUGGGAAGAUUCUCAUCCAGCGCGACGAGGAAACCGCGCAGCCGAAGCUGUUCUACUCAAAGCUGCCGCAAGACAUCGAGAAGCGAUAUGUUCUGCUACUCGAUCCCAUGCUCGCGACGGGGGGGUCGGCGAUCAAGGCGGUCGAGGUGCUGAAGGAGCACAACGUCCCCGAGGACCGAAUCAUAUUCGUGAAUUUGAUCGCGUCGCCCGAGGGUCUCAAGAACUUUUGUGCAAAAUUCCCGCAGACGAGAGUGAUCACCGGCUGGAUUGACCAGGGCUUGAACGAGAAGGCGUACAUUAUCCCUGGCUUGGGCGACUUUGGCGAAAGGAGGUAUUGCUCAUGAACGCCGAGUGCGCUCCGGGUAGCACGCAGCGCGAACAGCGGUGAAUUCGGCCGAGGAAGCGACAGAUUUGACAGAACGUUUGGGAGCCCUUGGUUAUCAUGCUAUGGAAGCCGUGUACGAUAGCGUGCGUUUCGCGGCAUCGACUGCCUAUAAGUAAACAGGGAGGCCGACUUGGGUCGAACGAAGAGGAACGUGCUGCUCGUACGCAUGUGUAGCUUAGCUAUAGGCCGAAUAGUAGGAGAAACAAGUGUGGUAGUG
Dichomitus squalens LYAD-421 SS1 is the source of this 1255-nucleotide messenger RNA. RefSeq names its product PRTase-like protein. The record is from RefSeq and is a predicted model, not a curated record. The coding region runs from base 314 to 997 and encodes 227 amino acids. NCBI's taxonomy places the organism in Eukaryota, Fungi, Basidiomycota, Agaricomycetes, Polyporales, Polyporaceae. The transcript is spliced from 9 exons.